CUUGGCGCCAAAAGGAGAAAGAGCCACGAUGGCGUUUGGGCAAACCCUAAUAUCAAGCAGAAACAUGUUGUUCACCGUCGUCCCACAAACCCUAAACCAAACACCAAAACCCUAUCUUUCUUCCCAUCUCCAUCUCCAACUCCUCGGAACUCGUCUUUUUUCCUUGCCAAACAAAAGCGUUUUUCCUUCCGAACACUUAAAUGCUCCAUCGAUUACAGAGACCAAAACUACAACCUUCAAGUAUCGUAUCCAAAGCCCUCAGAAAUCCCGUGGAGCAAGGAACUCUGCAAUACGGUGCACCUAAUCGGCAAUGUCGGCGCCCCCGUUGAAAUCAAGCACUUGCCUUCCGGCAAAAUCCUUGCCUGGACUCGACUUGCCGUCAGAAAAUCCCCCUCCGAUACUACAUGGAUUAAUUUGACAUUCUGGGAUGAGCUGGCUAAUACUGCGUAUCAGCAUGUGGAGAAAGGGCAACAACUAUAUGUAUGUGGUCGUCUGGUUUCAGAUACGGUUGAAAGUGACGAUGGCAAACAGCAGACUUAUUACAAGAUAGUUGUCCAACAAAUAAAUUUCAUCGAAAGGAACUCAUCCUCCCCGGCCUCAUAUGAUCGUGUCUUUGGUGAUAGGAAAUUUGGCAACAAUGGUGCAAAUAAUACCGGCUCUCCUAUGGAACUAUGGCAAGCUUUUUUUGCCAAUCCUACUGAAUGGUGGGAUAAUAGGCAGAACAAGAGGAACCCUAAAUAUCCAGAUUUUAAGCACAAGGACACUGGAGAAGCUCUGUGGAUUGAAGGUAGGAAUACUCCCCACUGGGUGAAAUCACAGCUGGAGAUACUAGAUUCCAGAAUGAGCUCUCUUCAAGAUGAGGAUGAAAGGAAGUUUUCUUCGAUGGCUGGUGACGAUGUUUUGCCUUUCUAAUGGUUUAUACUAGUGUGUAAUGAUGGUGCUAUAGGUUGAUUAUUCUGCAAUGUGGAAGUUUUUGUAAGUCUCAAUAGCCUGAAG
Hibiscus syriacus is the source of this 996-nucleotide messenger RNA. Its product is annotated as protein OSB2, chloroplastic-like. The record is from RefSeq and is a predicted model, not a curated record. NCBI's taxonomy places the organism in Eukaryota, Viridiplantae, Streptophyta, Magnoliopsida, Malvales, Malvaceae. The annotation marks the transcript as partial. Gene Ontology annotation, cellular component: mitochondrial nucleoid. Gene Ontology annotation, molecular function: single-stranded DNA binding. Gene Ontology annotation, biological process: positive regulation of helicase activity; mitochondrial DNA replication. The transcript has 5 exons.